AUGAAAAGAACAGAAAAUAAAACUUAUAUGCUUGGUGGGCAAAAAUUACUAGAAAGCGAAAAUUUUAGGAAAGAAGAGAGAGGCAUUGAACUAGCAGAGAAAGUUAGUUCGGCAAAUUGGCAUUAUCUCCUGUUUAAUUUUAAUGCAAAAAGCGCCCAUUUAAACGAGAACCAAAAAAGAGAUUUAAUUAGCCUUUGCCAAACCACUCCUGCUGAAUUUUGGUUGAAUUUUCCUCAUAAAACCUUAACUUCAACUGAUUAUCACCAAGUUUGUCAAAAAAUCCGGCGAUUAAAAAUCUUGGAUAUUGGCACUGGCUGUGGCAAUUUAGCGAUUUGUUUAGCCAAAGUUAACCCCCAAUGGAAAAUAACGGCCACAGAUAUCAGCAAAAAAGCCUUAAAAAUAGCACAAAAAAAUGUGUUACUACACCAAGCAAAAAAUGUCAAAAUAGAAGAAGUGAAAGAAAAAGAAAGCAAUUUAUUUAAUGAAAAUUCGGAAGCAAAAAAAACAAAGAAAUAUAAUGUAAUUAUUACCAAUCCUCCUUAUAUUAAUGAAAAAGAGCACCAUGAACUUCCCUUUUCCACUAAGCAGCAGCCAAAAAGAGCCCUGGUUGCACAAAAUGACGGCUAUUGA
This is a messenger RNA of Entrophospora sp. SA101, 630 nucleotides long. Lineage: Eukaryota; Fungi; Glomeromycota; Glomeromycetes; Entrophosporales; Entrophosporaceae. The record is from the annotation of a GenBank genome assembly.